Cajanus cajan (pigeon pea) is the source of this 978-nucleotide messenger RNA. RefSeq lists its product as uncharacterized. The record is from RefSeq and is a predicted model, not a curated record. Lineage: Eukaryota; Viridiplantae; Streptophyta; Magnoliopsida; Fabales; Fabaceae.
UGAGUGAGAGUAGUAAUAAAAAGACAAAGGAGAUAGCGGCGAGUUCCUCCGACACAGACACUGUUUUUCUUUGACGCUAAUUCCCAAAACGACACCGUAUUCUGCGUCACACUUCUUCUCUCUUUAUAUACGUUUCCUCUUCCACUCUCACUUCAGAUAAUUCUUCAAUCUUCAAUCGCCAUGGCCCUUCUCUCCGCCGUCUUCGCCGCGCUCUUUCUCGCCGCCGCCUCCUCCGCCAGGGACCUCCGCCCCUCCGACCACGGCCUCACCUUCCAGACGUUCUCGCCGGCGGGGCCGCGGUCCUCGCCGGAGAUGCGCUCCUUCUUCAACAGCGCCAACUCCUCGCCGUCCAUGUCCUCCUCCUCGGACGUGGCGCUGCCGCGCGCCAUGGACUCCGGCGACGCCUCGCCGCCCGCGUGGUGGCGCCCCGCCGCAGGCCACGACGGCAUCGGGAAGGCGCUGACGGUGGCGAGCGUGGUGUGCGGCGCGGGCGGCGCGGCUCUCCUGGUGGCCUCGGCGUUCAUAUACCUGUUGAAGCACCGAAACCGAAAGCUGAAGCUAAACGCAGCGUUUUGCGGCGAGAAAGGAAAUCGAGGCGAAAACGAUGACGAGGAUAACAACAAGCUGCAAUUGGUGGUACGCGAUCCUUGAGGCAUGAGUUAUGAGUUAUGAGUAUUGUAGUUCGGUUUUACAUUGCUUCUCACUUUCUCUAUGAUAUUCCACGUUGCAUGUAAAUUAGGCUAUAGUACUAGUAGAUAUAUAUAUAUAUAUUUCUUUAUUUAUUUUACUUUUCAUCUUCUUCUGCUUCUUUUCAUCAACAUGUUGGUGAGUAUAUCCUUUAAGAAAAAAGACUGAAUGAAUGAUCCAGUUUUAUGUUGGUGCAUUCUUGAAAGAAGAAGGAACAUGGGUUGUGUAAUGUGUAAUAUAACUAGUGCAAAUGUGAGGCUCGUGUCCCCAUCACCUGCAUUUAUAAUAAAC